UAAUUCCACCUCCAUCUUCCUGUUACACCAAGCCUCCUGGCUCCUGCUUCAUUUCUCCCAAGAAUUUGCAUGCGAUUCGAUGAAUCCUAGAGAGUUCAUCAGCAAUCUGCCAGAUGAGAUUCUUGGCAAAAUCCUGUCUUUACUUCCGACAAAACUUGGUGUUUCCACAUCUGUUCUGUCCAAGAGGUGGAGGAAUCUGAUCCUUCUCGUAGACAACUUCGAUUUGGAAGACUCAUCAACUAGUGGCUUCUCUGCUUUCUUGGAGCAAACUGUUGCUCGCUUAAACACUUGUCCCAUCAAGAGACUCUCUCUCAAUGGCCGCCACUAUCGAUUCUCUUCUGCUGACAGUUGGAUUAGCACUGCUUUCGAACGCGGCUGCUUGGAACUACACUUGCAAUCCCAAUAUCUUGAUACAGGAAUCUUGUCUAGUAACACAUUGGUUAAACUCACACUAUCCGAUCAAAUUUAUCUUCAAGGGCUUGUUCCCCAUGAUGGCACUGUGUUUUUCCCAGCGCUCAAGACUCUUUCUCUCGGUGCAGUUGUGGCUGAUCGAGAUGUAUAUGAGUCGCUCAUCUCUGGUUGCCCUGUGCUCGAUGAGUUAUCCAUACGUGAUGGUUGUGAUGACCCACCAACUUGGAAGAAGUCAGUGGUUAAUAAAUCCGUCAAACGGCUCACGGUUUCUUUCCAUCAUCCUAUGUCCGCAUGGGCUUAUGAAGACAAUGUUUGGUUCAAGACACAGAGUCUUGUGUUUCUUGACUAUUCUGCUUUUGUCUCCCAAGGCUAUACUAUUGUUGAUCGUAUGGAUUCUCUCGUUGAAGCUAGACUAGAUCUUCGAUUGUGGGUGUCAACUGAUUCUUAUGAUAGUGAUUAUGAAGACAAAGAUUUUGAUGUCUAUCGUCCAUAUGAUGUUUUUGGUGAUGUUACAAGCCUGGUUUCAGGGAUACGCAAAGUUAAGACCCUUCACCUGUCUCCUGAUUCUCUUGAGGCGUUUUUCUUCUGCUGCAAUCACAUGCCGGUCUUCAACAACCUCCGUAAUCUAUCUCUUGAGAGCGACGAAGAAAAAGGAUGGCAAGCAUUGCCUCUUCUGCUCAAUAAUUCUCUAAAUCUUCAUACUCUAUCUAUCAAAGGUCUUGUGCACAGAGUUACUAGUAGAUGUGGAGACGCAUGCGCCUGCAUUAGCGAGAGGAAGACAGGAAUGUGUUGUUUAUCGGCAUGUCGAAUCAAGGUGCUAGAGAUUACAGGGUAUGGAGGAAGUUUUAUAGAGCUGAAACAAAUGAGGCAUUUUUUGGGAAAACUGCAAUGUCUUGAAACUGUGAGAAUUGGUGUUGAAAGGGACGGCAACAACGAGCACCUGCGAGCCAAUCUAAGCUCUCUUCAUAGAGCUUCAUCAGAGUGCAACAUCCAGUUCAUUUGAUCUCUCUUUAAA
Molecule: messenger RNA, 1426 nt
Organism: Arabidopsis thaliana (thale cress)
Lineage: Eukaryota; Viridiplantae; Streptophyta; Magnoliopsida; Brassicales; Brassicaceae
Product: F-box/FBD-like domains containing protein
Exons: 4
Coding region: 80-1414 (444 amino acids)
Source: RefSeq, marked reviewed